AUUUUCCAUCUUCGCCCUCAUACUCUUGUCUGUCUCCAUUUAGAUCAUGACAGAGCCAACAAAAGUGGAGACGGACGCCGUCUUUAAGGUCCUGAAGGCCCAGAAGGCCAACAAGGUGUGUUUCGACUGUCAAGCCCGUAAUCCGACAUGGUCGAGUGUGACGUUUGGUGUAUACAUCUGCCUCGAGUGCUCGAGUGUGCACAGAAACAUGGGUGUCCACAUUUCUUUCGUGCGCUCGACCAACCUAGACAGCUGGCAAUUAAACCAGCUCAGAACGAUGAAGGUUGGAGGUAAUGCAUCAGCUACCGAUUUUUUCACCAAACACGGUGGUGCGACGUCACUAAGUGACUCGGACACCAAGAAGAAGUACUCAAGUCGGAUUGCGGAGCUGUACAAAGAAGAGCUAGCAAAGCGAGUGAAGGACGACAUUACAAAAUACCCUACGCGUAUUUUCGUGGAAGGCAUGGCAGAGACUGCUGCAGAAACUCCCUCCAGUGCCGCAGGCGGCGAGGCGGACGACUUUUUCUCCUCUUGGGACAAGCCCGCAGCAAAGCCCACCGCCUCAUCGGUGUCAUCGCCGGGGGUGCCUGUCCUCGGGCGUGCUGCGACCGUGACAGGAACACCCGCUCCGCGCACCAUCAGCUCGUCGUCCCUUCGCUCAUCACCGAAUACACCAGGCUCGCGACCUAACUCUAAGCUCGGUGCGACCCGUCUCACGUCUUCUCCCGCCGUUUCCACCACGACCAACACAAGUACCGCUGCGUCAAAAAAGUCCAAGCUCGGCGGUCUCGGAGCUAAGAAGGCCGCUGCGCCCAUUGAUUUCGCAGAGGCAGAACGCAAGGCUACUGAAGAGGCCGAGCGGAUACGGCAGCUGGGCUACGACCGAGAGAAGGAGCGCCAGGAGGAAGAGGAACGUGUACGCAAGGCGGCAGAGGCCAAGGCCUCCGCUUCCGCCUCCGCCCCUGCGUCGCGUUCGCUGACACCGGCCAACGGCAAGAACACCACACCCGUCGAGGCCAAGCCCCUCGGCAGCGCGCAGGACAUGGAGCGACUCGGCAUGGGAAUGAAGCGGCUCGGGUUCGGCGCGGUGCCCGCGGCAUCCGCGGCGGCUUCGCCGAAGGUGGACGACGCGCCGACGACAGCGCGCAAUAAGUUUGGGAACCAGAAGGCGAUCUCGUCCGACAUGUACUUUGGGCGCGGGUCGUACGACCCCGUGGCACAGGGUGAGGCGCAGACGCGCCUGCAGAACUUCCAGGGCGCGUCCUCCAUCUCCUCGAACCAGUACUUUGGGCGCGAGGAGGACGAGAUGCAGGGCAUGCCCGGCGGCAGCGGCGGCGAGAGCAUUCUUGCCGACGGCACGCUGUCGAAUCUCGAGGGUGCGGCCAAAGAAGCUAUCUCGCGGGUGCUCGCGAACCCGGAUGUGCAGAAUGCGGCGGAGACUAUCCGUGCGGGCGCGUUGAAGUUGUCUGACUAUCUUGCCCAAAUGUCCGAGCGGUGAUCAAGAGUUCGAAUGAGGGUGAUAUAAUGGUAGCGGCUGCAGACUAUCGGAUUGGACAGGGAAGGGUACGGGCUGGUACGGGAUACAAGUUAUGGAUCUCUUUCGCAUUGAUGUUAUGCGGUGGAUUCGGUUACAGUAUAUCGAUUUAUCUUUUCUGGCUGG
Phanerochaete carnosa HHB-10118-sp is the source of this 1660-nucleotide messenger RNA. RefSeq lists its product as uncharacterized. Gene Ontology annotation, molecular function: GTPase activator activity. Gene Ontology annotation, biological process: COPI coating of Golgi vesicle. Bases 47 to 1498 code for a protein of 483 amino acids. The record is from RefSeq and is a predicted model, not a curated record. NCBI's taxonomy places the organism in Eukaryota, Fungi, Basidiomycota, Agaricomycetes, Polyporales, Phanerochaetaceae. The transcript has 5 exons.